Molecule: messenger RNA, 324 nt
Organism: Penicillium maclennaniae
Lineage: Eukaryota; Fungi; Ascomycota; Eurotiomycetes; Eurotiales; Aspergillaceae
Exons: 2
Coding region: 1-324 (107 amino acids)
Source: RefSeq, a predicted model, not a curated record
AUGCCAAAGGCGCCGGCCAAGUCUGCUGAUGUUGGCUCUCCCAAGCGAGGUGCCAUGGCUACUGAGGACCACGUCCAUUUCCUCUGGGCCGUCAUCCAAACCAAGGAGGAGAAUUUUACUCCCAACUUUGAAGCCCUCGCCAGGCAGUGUGGCAUCAACGAGGCUGCGGCUCGCCAGCGCUUUCGCCGCCUGAAGAUGAAGCUCGAGGGCAAAGACCAGGAAAAGCCGAAGAAGGAGGACAAGAAGAAGCCCGAGAAGAAGUCUGCCAACACUGAGAGCAAGGAGUCUAUCGAUAGCGAUGAUGUCGAGUUUGAAGAUGUGUAG